CGACCAUGGUGCACUUCCUGCGCCAUCCCAGCUACGCUCACCUGAGCUUUGAGCCUCUCGCCCCGCCCGAGAGCCACAUCCUCUGCCCCGACUACUCUGCCGACCACCGUGAGUCCAAACGCCGUCGCAUCGAGGACUUGGGCCAGCGCUACCUGCAGGGCCACCCGCUGCACAUCCACUCCGCUGCCCUCAAGGGCCCCUUUAAGCCUGGCUGGAGGAACCCGUGGAAGCAAGCCAACGAUGCCGACCACAAAGCCCGCGAGAAGCGACGUCGGCGGCAGAAGCACAGGGCCGAGAAGGCCGCCCAGCUGCAGAAAGAUGGCCUGGGCAAGACGCCCGCUCGGCCUGUGGAUCUGACCGACGACGCCCAGCCAUCUGACUAUAGCCAUGAGUGGCUUAGGCGUCGGCCCUUUGCCAAAAAGCCCUCAGUUGCCGCAUCUGAUGACCCGUCCGGCUUCCAAGAGCCUCUCUCUCACCUUGAGCAUAUUACUCCAUCGAAGCCAUCACAACCCCGGCCCGCUGGCAAGGUAAAGGAUGUCCUGGACAAGAUCAACCACGUGCCACAAACGAGGUCGUCUGUGCCGGAGCCGCCUCCUACCACAGCGGUACACGCGAGGAAUGCCGGCCGAGUCCCUGCGCUCGACCAUAACGCUGAUAUACCUUCCGAGGAAGGCACUUGCAAAGAAACAAGGCCACAUUCCCCGCUUGGUCGUUCAGUGAAUGGCUCUACUGCUCUCUCUGCAAGCUUAUCCUCUGUAGAACGAGAUCAGCUUGCAACAGACCAAGGGUACACGCCAAAAGCGAACGUAGCCCAGAAACCGCUCGUAGAAGAUAAUCCGCCAGAAGAGUCCGCAACGACAUCAAUGCAAAUUGAUACCAAUGGUGGCGCAGCGCAACGCCUGCCUCUGCAGAGUAUAGAUCAGUGCGGAGACGAUGCCAGAAUGUCUCAUACUCCUGUACCUUUGCAAUCAAAUGUUGAGCAUGACAGUAUUGUCGACGAUGCUGACUCGGUUAACCUCAUGGUACCUAAAUUCCCGAAAAAUUCCUCGGGUUUUACUGCGAUCAAUCAACGGCCCUUGCCGCUGACGGCUUAUCCUCGUCGAGAAUUUAGCGGCUCCCCUGUCCCCAGAACUGUGCUUGCCGACAAAUCAGACAACAACAACAACAACAAUCGCAACGUUUUGGCUGAUCCAAGCAAUUCUCUUAAAGACGGAGACCUGGUAGCGACCGCCAUGCUUGGAGACAAGCCGUAUUCGGUAGAUGUUUCUACUGCACUGUCUCAUAACUUAGACGGGCAAGAAAAUGCGGUUGCCAAUAGCAACUGCCGAGGUGGUACGCCAAACGUGAAAGAAAGGCAAAUGCCGCUCAACCAAACACAGCUUCAACAGUCAACAGAGAAACACGUUGCAAAGAGCCCAGCUGUGGAGGAGUCUGCUCGUAAGCACCUAAAUAAGAAGAUGGCACAGAAGAAGAGACAAUAUCUCAAUGCCUCACCAAUGAACACGUCCUCUCCUGGAUUCAGUUACCGCAAGAUUUCUGAUCCCACUAAGAACCAGCCACAGCUUGGGCCGACGGAUGAUAACAAGACAGAAACGACAACAACGAAGAAACAAGUCCCCCGCCGGAUCGACUUUGAGUCCUCGAUGGAUUGUGGUCCCGCACCUCCAAUUUUAGAACGUUCGGCUGAAAAAGAGACUGCCACUCUCGACACCCCAGAAACAGAAAACCUUGCAGGAACUACCCCACAGCGACCUGAAGCAGAGCAUGAACACACUAUUGUAGGCGAUUGUAGUGGUGCAUUCCGCAUAUCUUCCACGCGCGAGCUAUCCACUCAAGCAGCUUUGCUUCUUGCGCAAGAAGCAUUCCAAAAGGAACUAGUCUCGCCCCUCAAAGAAACCAGCAUUGUCAUAUCCCCUCUGCAGCCGAAGAUGGGUAAAGGUAUCGAAGGACAGGACGAGUGGACCACAACACCCCCAUCAUCACAGCCAGAACAGUUUACGACAAUUACCCCUUUUAGGGAGUUUAACCAUCGAAAGAGCCCUUCGGCCUACGGUCCACCAGGCAAUGUCCCAGUCAGCACGCAAGAUCUGUUCAAUGCAGCAUCGCCGUUCAUGUUCAGUACAGUGAAGAAGAAGGGAAAGGUCCGAAAAAGCGUCAGCAUCGCUGAUAUUUUACUGCCUGAACCAAAGGACGACGACAUAGGCAAAACCACCACCCCUGCCGGCAAUCCCAAAGACAAUCACGGCAUAGGCCGCGCAGGCCAAGUCACUGAAGCCGAUGGCAGCAUGACCAUGAUGCCCCCUGACUGGAGCGCCACGAGCCUCGCCACCCCCUUCCCAUCCAAGCACACCCAGUCACAGACCCCGCAUUCGCUUCCCUCGGCGAUGAAAUCUUCGGCUUCGAAAUCACUACCCCCAACGAGCUCAGCCAUCGCGCCAGACACUACCACUACCACCGCCAUGGACAGCAACGCCACGCCGUUGGCGGCGGCGUAUGAGCACAAUUCGUACACGCUGGCGCCUGAGUCGGAGCCGCCGGGCUCGGAGAAGCGGCGUGCGGGCUCGGUGUUUGGUGGGUCGACGGCGUUGUUCGAACCAGCGCAGCGGAGGCCUAGUUUAGAUGACGUGGAUGUGGAUGAGGCGCUCGAGGAUGCGGGGUCCUUUUUGCAGGGAUGGGAUGUGGGCGCGGAGUUGAGGAAGGCUGCGAGAAGUAGCAAGGGGACGCCGGUGAGGUAGGAAUGUGUGGUUUGGUGUGAGUGGGUAAUUUUUAUUUUCAGUGUGUUUACGCUUUAGUUGCUGCUUUUCUUUUUGUUGAAAGUUUGGCUCUGAUUGUGGGUUUGCUUGGGUUCGUUUCGUUUCGUUUUUACGGUAAUAAGGCAAGUAUUGGCUCAUGUGUAUACAGAGCCUGUAUAGCAAAUAUUUUGUUGAAGUAUUAUAUAGGACAAAUUGUCUAUAGAAGGUAUCUGGUGUUUGUAUGAAGAAUAUAAUCACUGUGAGAGUAUAGGUACUCUUCGCUCUUACCACC
Aplosporella prunicola CBS 121167 is the source of this 3024-nucleotide messenger RNA. RefSeq lists its product as uncharacterized. Bases 6 to 2735 code for a protein of 909 amino acids. NCBI's taxonomy places the organism in Eukaryota, Fungi, Ascomycota, Dothideomycetes, Botryosphaeriales, Aplosporellaceae. The record is from RefSeq and is a predicted model, not a curated record. The transcript has a single exon.